CACACCUGGACUUGCAUUCUCUGAUAUGGUAGCGCUGACCAUGUCACCCUUGAUAUAUCAUAACGGCCUUAAAGGACGUACCAUCCGCUUACUCACAGUUAAACCAGGUGAUCUCGACUCUCCGCUCGAGUGCACCCUUGCAGAGGCUCCUUUAGACGAUCCGGCAAACUCCUACAAUGCUCUUUCAUAUUGCUGGGGCACCAAAAGCUCUCCUGUCCAGAUAAUGUGCAAUGCACAACCUCUCUUGAUCACGUCCAACCUACACACUGCGCUGCAUGAAUACCGUCGCAGAGCCAUCAAUGUACCUCUCUGGGUGGACGCGAUCUGCAUCGACCAGUCCAAUACCUCCGAACGGACAUCGCAGGUUCGUAUGAUGCAGACCAUCUACUCGAAAGCAACGUGCGUAGUGGUGUGGCUAGGCGAAGCAGAGUCGACUGAUAGCAUGGCACUGGAACUACUGGAAGCCAUGAACGCGCCAUGGGCCAUGUUUCCCGGAUUGCAUUUUGGGUCAGACCUCUCAUUCCUUGGCUACUUCAACAUCGCGGAUCAUGACGCCAAAGUAGCUGCGCAGGUGCCGGAUGUGUACUUCGAUGCGCUGGCUGCGUUUCUGAUGAGGCCGUGGUUCAGCCGUAUUUGGAUCGUUCAGGAACUCAUAUGUGCGAAGCAGCUAAUCAUCUGGUGCGGAGCAGAGACGCUCAACGAAAAGUUCCCUAUCUUGGAAGCAGCAUCUCGAUUGUUCCAGAUGUACAACUGCAAUAUCAAAACGCAGCUUGCGACAGUGGUGUUGGAAGAUAAAGAAGCGCAGGAGACGGGACGGUCAAAACUUAUGUGUGCUGGAAGAUUAUGGGGCUUCAAGAGUCUUAGAGAUAGUGGCCUGAGUGGGAUCCAGUUGUUGUUGCUCAUCACACGUUGCUUUGAUGCUACAGAUCCGCGCGAUAAGAUCUUUGCGCUAGUAGGUUUGGCGAACGAUAUUGGCGAAGAGUUUGUCGACUAUUCUAAAAGCUACGACGCAGUGGUCCAGGAACUCAGCCAAAUGAUUCUGGAUGGAAGCAUUGAGGCACCGUCAGGCUCUGUACUAGAUAUGUGGUCGUGUAUAACGCGAGACGAGAACGACGAUCUUCUCAAACCAAGCUGGGUGGUCGACUGGGUCAGCCUGAAAGUUUCGCUGUAUACCCCUUUGAUAGGCCAGUACGAGUCGGAAAGACCGUUCAUUACGCGUAGCCCAGAGAUCUUAUUGACCACAACGGGACAGAACACGAGCCUGCAAGUCCGCGGAACGGUGUUCGAUACGAUUGCAAGUAUUGUUCCUUCUCCGAUAGCCAUGCGCCAGCUUGUGCCCCAGUCGGACUUCCUAACCUCGAAACAUGUCCCUGGAAUUUUUGACUGGCACGGGAAGGCGAUGACCGCGAUGGAGGCACUUGCGCCGUCCUCCAGCACAGGAGCGACUCCCGUCUACAGUUUUACUGGUGAAGCCCUACACGAAGCAUUUUGGCGCACCCUGUGCUGUAACCGCUCAUCAAGCAACACACAGCAUCCACCUGCUGAUGAUAGUAGUUACCGUGCGUGGCGAAAACUCUUUCAACUUCAAACAGCACGCCACAAGCUAGAACUCACGUUUAGGCGCGUCUGCAAGAUAGGGAAAAUAUCGUUCUGGGGUAUAUCAUGUCUUUCCAUCUCGAUAUUGACAUACUGCUUCCGCAGAAACAAGUUUCUCUUCUGCGCAGUACCGUUCGCCCUUCCAUCGAUGAUCCAAUUCACAAACACUGCCUGGGAUGUGUGCUUGAGAACUUUGCUAGUCAAGCUGCAUAACGACCAUGUGCAACAGACUUCGCAGACACAAAUAGAUCAGAGAGACUUUGAGAAUAGCUUUAGCUUGUGGACACAAGGACGACAGUUUGGUAUCUCUGCGCAGGGUUUGAUUGGCUGGGUUCCACUUGCCGCGAGGGUUGGAGACGACGUUGGUCUUUUCGCGGGAUGCAGGAUUCCAUACAUACUGAGAGCACACAAAGAGGGGUACAAGAUUGUUGGCGACACGUAUUUGCAUGGUGUCAUGAAUGGCGAGGGAGAUGGAAGCGAUGGUGAGUUGAUCAACAUCGUUUGAGCCGGUAGGAAUAGUCCAGGGUUGCAUGCAACUUAAUAUCAUGCUGUAAGUCCACGAGAUGAUGCAGUAUCUUGUUGAGUCAACUGUGAGCCAUACACGAGGAAAGUAGAGGGGACGAGAGGGUAUGUCUUAUCUUCAUCAAGAGCGUAGUUGUUCUGAGACACCAUGUAUCUUGAUACCAGAGCGUGUCGAUAGGGUCCUAAAAACGGGUGAGAGAGUUGUACUAGUAAGGUGGGUGAUGGAGCUAUUCUAAAAAUGAACUAAUGUUGACAUAGUGUUCUUUGUUCAUAGCAAAACGCCUUUUGAACUGCAACAUCUACC
Molecule: messenger RNA, 2422 nt
Organism: Boeremia exigua
Lineage: Eukaryota; Fungi; Ascomycota; Dothideomycetes; Pleosporales; Didymellaceae
Product: heterokaryon incompatibility protein-domain-containing protein
Exons: 3
Coding region: 26-2101 (691 amino acids)
Source: RefSeq, a predicted model, not a curated record